This is a messenger RNA of Aspergillus fumigatus Af293, 1785 nucleotides long. Its product is annotated as putative flavin-binding monooxygenase. The record is from RefSeq and is a predicted model, not a curated record. NCBI's taxonomy places the organism in Eukaryota, Fungi, Ascomycota, Eurotiomycetes, Eurotiales, Aspergillaceae. Gene Ontology annotation, molecular function: NADP binding; N,N-dimethylaniline monooxygenase activity; flavin adenine dinucleotide binding. Bases 1 to 1785 code for a protein of 594 amino acids. The transcript is spliced from 5 exons.
AUGCUCUGGGCCUGGUGCCUAGUUUGUAAUGGACUGUCAGACACUCAAUUGAACUCUUCAAUGCCACAGAUGGCUCCAGACAUAGGAAAACACGUAGGCAAUCAGGACUUUACCCGCGCGACGGCGGUCAUCAUCGGAGCUGGCAUCUCCGGAAUAUGCACGGCCAUUGACCUCAUCAAACGCAGCAAGUGCCAUAACUUUAUCAUCCUGGAGAAGAGCAGCGGGGUGGGAGGGACAUGGAACGAUAACCGCUACCCGGGAUCAUGCUGCGACGUCUGGAGUUCCCUGUACAGUUACUCGUUUGAGCAGAAGGCAGACUGGACCAGGGAAUACCCAGGUCAAGAGGAGAUCUUGGAUUAUCUGAUUGGCGUCGCUCAAAAGUACGGCCUAUACAGGUACAUCCGGUUCAACUCGGCUGUGGAGGAAGCACGAUGGGACGAAGCCGACCUCAAAUGGAAGGUCGGAGUCCGAGUCUCCGGAGGAAAAGAUAGCCAGUACCUGGAGUCGUAUGAAAUCACCACCGACUUUCUCAUUUCGGCUGUCGGACAGCUGAACGUCCCACGCAUGCCUGAUAUCCCCGGACUGGACGACUACAAGGGCAAACUGAUGCACUCCGCCCGGUGGGACUGGAGCUUCGACUGGACGGGGAAGAGAGUCGCCGUGAUCGGAAACGGCGCAACCGCCGCCCAAAUCAUCCCCGAAAUUGCCAAAACCGCCGCGCACGUUUCCGUCUACCAGCGCACCCCCAACUGGGUCAUGCCGCGUCUCGACAGGCCCGUGGGUGCGGUGCAAAGAGCCCUGCUGACAUACAUCCCGCCCAUCCGGUGGCGGAAGCGCGCGCUCAUGAUGGACUUCCGGGAGUGGUUCUUCGAGGCCGUGGUUGAUAGGAACUCGGCGCUGUCGGAUGUGAUCCGCAAAACGUGUCUUGAGAGCAUGCGAGCGCAGUUGCCCGACAGGCCGGAUUUGUGGGAUGUGUUGACGCCGAAUUACUCGCCGGGAUGUAAACGGGUGAUCAUCUCGGACGAUUUUUACCCGACACUGGGACGGGAGCAUGUCGCCCUAGAAACUCGUCCCACCCAGCGGAUUACGGAAACGGGGAUCGACACUGCCGACGGCGAGACCAAGGAGUUUGACCUCAUUGUUGCGGCGACGGGGUUCAGAACGGUCGAGUUCAUGUAUCCCAUCCGCAUUCAGGGAGCGAAUGGUCGGUGUCUGUCGGAGAUCUGGAAGGAGGGGGCGAUGGCGUACUACGGCGUAACGGUGGAGGAUUUGCCUAAUUUCGCCAUGUUAUAUGGGCCAAACACAAACCUUGGUCAUAACUCGAUUAUCCUGAUGAUCGAGGCUCAAUCGAGGUAUAUCAGCGUGCUCGUCCGCCAGAUACUCCAGGCGCAGAAGGACGGCAGGAGUCUGGCAGUACGACCUAAGCCUGAAGCUGUGCAGAAGUUCAACGAAGAUAUUCAGGCGGCCCUGAAGCGGAGCUCUUUUGGCGACCCCAACUGCAGCAGUUGGUACAAGACCGAGGAUGGACGCAUCACCAAUAACUGGCAUAGUACGGUUGUUGACUACCAGAACGAGCUGUCCAGCAUCCGGUGGGAUGACUAUAUCGCCGAAGGAACCGGCAAGUCUCUGAUUGCAAAGAAGAAGGAAAUGCACAUUGGACGGGUGAGAGAGGAGACGUGGAUCAGCAACACCUCGCUUCUUUGGGGUGUGGCCAGUGUGGCUGUGGCAUUGGGAGGAUACUAUCUCAUGGGGAGUGCUUUGAUCAGAGGAAAUCGAGUGAGAUGA